Messenger RNA from Quercus lobata, 1599 nucleotides. RefSeq lists its product as uncharacterized. Gene Ontology annotation, cellular component: membrane. Lineage: Eukaryota; Viridiplantae; Streptophyta; Magnoliopsida; Fagales; Fagaceae. The transcript is spliced from 9 exons. The coding region runs from base 147 to 1160 and encodes 337 amino acids. The record is from RefSeq and is a predicted model, not a curated record.
CGCCAAGUUUGACCAUUUUUGGCCCUUACUCUCCAAUACACAAGUUUAUUAUCUUCCUGUAGUGAUCCCCAAGCCGACAUAGUAAAAGACCCCCUGGUUCAUUUUUCUUCAUUGCAAAAGCGAAAAGCUACAUACAUUCUCUCAGGAUGCAGCUAGAGGGUACUGCUGAUGCUACCUCCCCUAGUUACUGGUUGAAAUGGAGGGUCUUACUAUGUGCAGUGUGGGUAGUGAUGCCUCUGGUUAUAGUAUCAUUCAUGAUAUGGAAAUAUGAAAUUCUGGACCAUAUGAAAUCUGACAGAGUAGAAACUCACACAAACCAGAUUUCACAAUAUUGCAAAGCAUGGAGACCAAGUGUCAAAGAAAUUCACCCCAUUUGGCUUCUGGCUUUCCGAGUUUUUGCAUUCUGUUGGCUCUUGGGAACGCUAAUUGUCAAAGUUGUUGCCAAUGGAGGUCGCAUAUUUUACUAUUAUACUCAGUGGACUUUUACUUUGCUUAUAAUUUAUUUUGCGUGUGGAUCGUUGCUCUCAAUAUAUGGGUGUUACCACUAUCACCUGUUAAGCAGAAGGGAUUUAAAUGUUCAUUGUGUUGAGACAGAUGCGGAGCAAGGACCAUAUGUGCCUCUCACUCUCACAUACAGGGAAGCAACAAAUGUGUCCAAAGCUAGGAGAAUUUCAGAUCCCCAGGAAAAAAAUUGUGUAUUCCAAGCUGCAGCCAUUUUAAGUUACAUCUUUGAAGUCAUGUUCCAGAUGAAUGCUGGGGCAGUUAUGCUCACUGAUUCUGUUUAUUGGUGCAUUAUUUUUCCGUUUCUUACCACCCAAGAUUACAAUCUCAAUAUUAUUACCGUGAACAUGCAUACACUCAAUGCAGUUUUACUCCUUGGUGAUACAGCAUUGAAUUGCUUGCGGGUCCCUUUGUACCGGAUUUCAUUCUUUGUUAUAUGGACGGGAGUUUAUGUCAUUGUGCAGUGGAUUAUUCAUGCUUGUGUCUCAAUUUGGUGGCCUUACCCAUUUCUUGACUUGUCAUCACCAUAUGCUCCAUUAUGGUACUUGUUGAUAGCAUCAAUGCAUAUUCCUUGCUAUGGCGUUUUUUCACUAAUUGUGGAAUUAAAGCAUUAUUUGUUGUCAAAACGGUUUCCUGAGUCUUAUCAGUGUCAAAGAUAAGAAGGCAUAUCGGCUUGAUUCCCUGUGAAGCCAAACAUAUUUUGAUCUGCGCCAGAGUCACAUUCAGGCUCUCUCUGUCGCAGGCGGGUAGUUGAAUGUGCUAAAUACUUUUUGAGGUGUCUUACCUCAAGAAUGAAACAGGAUAAAAAAUGUCAAGGGAUAACAGAACACAAACGGCAGACAUGGACAAACGCGGAUCCAAACGGCGCUUAGGACUUGUUAAAGCACCUUUUCUUUUUCUUUUUUUAAAUCUUUUGAUAUAUGAGGUGAUCUACAAAUUUUGGAUUCUGUUAAUUGCUUUUCCCAUUGAGCAGGCUGAUUUUAACCAAUCACUUACAGGCUUUUAAUUUCAAGUGAAUUUUGUAUAAGUCUUGCUUGUGCAGCUGUGCUAGAAAUAUUUCAUAAGUUUUCAUGAAAAGUAAAAUCCUAGAUUUAUUUA